AUGAGAAUAUCACAAUCUUCGACUACUAAAGAGAAGCCAAAAGCCAGAGAACUUCCCUGCCUAUUCAGUUACAUAGUUAGCAAAUAUAAUGAACUUGGCUUAAGAUCUUGUAAAACGAAGGAAUCACAGACCUGGAGGAAUGCUGAUACUUCAGAAGUGACUAAACGGCUUAGAUUAUAUGAAGAUUUUAUGUCUGAAUUAAAACUUUACUUGAAUCCUUAUGCAAUUUGUGAAAAACACUAUAAUCAAGUUAUAUCCACUAAUUAUUUUUAUCGGCAUCUUUUAGAUAACCCUAAUUCCAGUAAUCCUAUUUCUAUUAACGAUUCUAAUAUCCGCGAAGAAGAGUAUAAACAAGCAAUUGCUGAAUUGCAACAAAAACUAGAAGAACAAAGAAUCAACGAAUAUAUAGUGGUGUCAAAAUUUACAACAGCAGAUAGAAGAUAG
Molecule: messenger RNA, 444 nt
Organism: Dentiscutata erythropus
Lineage: Eukaryota; Fungi; Glomeromycota; Glomeromycetes; Diversisporales; Gigasporaceae
Source: the annotation of a GenBank genome assembly